AUGGCCUUUAAUUUUGGCUCAGCGGCAAAUAGCAACUCGAACACAGGCUCUACCACUCCUGCUGGUGGUGGUCUCUUUGGAGCUGCUGGUGCGUCGACGACACCAUUCAGUGGGUUCAGCUUUGGGGGUGCUCCGUCAAGCUCUACUACUACAGGUACUACUACAGGCGCCGCACCUACAGGCAGCGGUCUAUUUGGUGGGGCCAAUGCAGCCAGUGCCGCGAAACCCUCAUUUUCGUUUGGCAAUCCCGGUGCGACUAGCACAACAAACGCCGCUGCAACAGGACCCCCCAAAACCGGUGGACUCUUUGGCGCUACUUCUUCUUCGACUCCAGCACCAACCGGUGGAUUAUUCGGCGCUUCCGCACCAUCUACCACAAGCACCGCGGCUACCGCACCAAAGCCUCUGUUUGGUGGAUUCGGGGCCGCUGCAACACCAAGCACCACAGCCCCUGCAAGUGGAACAGAGGCACCAAAGACUGGUGGACUGUUUGGAGCUGCUCCUGCUGCGUCUGCCACUGCACCCAAGCCUUCGUUAUUCGCACCGGCUACGUCCACCCCAUCCACGACUGAUGCCAGUAAGCCCACUGGCGGGCUCUUUGGCUCGGCUCCAGCAACUGGGGCGUCUGCUACCUCUGCUACACCGAGCCUGGGUCUCUUUGGUGCCAAACCGGCCGAGCCUGCCAAGCCUGGCGAGGCAACGACUACAGCACCUUCAACUAUUUCCUUAUUUGGUCCAAAACCUACCGCUGGAGCAGCCACAACUCCAGCAGCACCACCACCACCAACGGGCGGAUUAUUUGGCCUCACACCAGCACCGGCAGCAAAAGACGAUGCUGCAAAAAAUGACGCUCCCAAAACCGAUGCAGCAGCUCCAGCGGCCCCCUCACUUGGUGGUGGAUUGUUUGGUGCCAAACCAGCUGCAGCGACUACCCCAGCGACGGCUACGGCUACGGCCAAUGCCCCUUUGACUACACCUGCAGGGGCCACAGCAGUACCAGCUAUCCCGCCUUCAGCCUUGAGAGGCAAAUCUGUGGAAGAGAUAGUGAACAAAUGGCAAGAGGAGCUCGAGACCCAGACCAAGGUAUUCAAGCGUACAGCCCAAGAGAUCGAAAUAUCCAACUUGUAUAGUGCUGUGCAAGCUGCUGAAGCUGCGCAACAAGGAAUCGAUGGAACACUCGAAAAUAUUGAAGAGCAACAAAAAAGUGUGGCAGCCGCGUUGGAUGGGUACGAGCAGGAGAUGAAGAAAAUAUAUGGCAGUGACAGCUUGGGUGUGGAUGUAGGUCCCGCUGAUGGACAACGCGAGAAAAACUAUGCCAUUGCCGCCUCGCUCGCGGAUCAAUUAGACGCCCUCGCUCGGGGACUGAGCACAAUGAUCGAUAGUGUCAACGACCUUACGUCUGGACCAUCAGCACAAACCAAAGAUGAUCCUGUUGCUCAAAUCUCUGCCAUUCUCAAUGCCCAUCUUGAGAGUCUGCAAUGGAUCGAUGGUGCUGUGCGGGAUGCUGAAGACCGCGUCAAAGAAAUCGAAGGGACCCGAACUGGCACUAUAGACAAUGCGGGGUCUAGGAGCGCACUGGGUAUGAGUACCAUCGGAGCGAGCAGCUUCAGUGCAAGUACGGCGGUACCCCGUAGGGGACGUUACGGACUGUAA
This is a messenger RNA of Rhizoctonia solani, 1653 nucleotides long. RefSeq names its product nucleoporin nsp1. The record is from RefSeq and is a predicted model, not a curated record. Gene Ontology annotation, cellular component: nuclear pore; nuclear pore central transport channel. Bases 1 to 1653 code for a protein of 550 amino acids. Gene Ontology annotation, molecular function: structural constituent of nuclear pore; phospholipid binding. Gene Ontology annotation, biological process: RNA export from nucleus; protein import into nucleus. The transcript has 7 exons. Lineage: Eukaryota; Fungi; Basidiomycota; Agaricomycetes; Cantharellales; Ceratobasidiaceae.